Molecule: messenger RNA, 846 nt
Organism: Rhagoletis pomonella (apple maggot)
Lineage: Eukaryota; Metazoa; Arthropoda; Insecta; Diptera; Tephritidae
Product: filamin-A-like
Exons: 1
Biological process (GO): actin cytoskeleton organization
Molecular function (GO): actin filament binding
Source: RefSeq, a predicted model, not a curated record
UCACCGUGGCACGUUGAAAUCAUGUCUACACCCGGUCUAACAGCACUGGGCGAAUCGACACGCCUUGUACCCGCCAAUACGCCGGCGGUUUUUGAGAUACUGCCGCCUCCUGGACAAAGCCUAAGCAAGGGCGAGUGCGUGGCUACAGUUUUGACGCCAACUAAGUCCAAACUGAAUGCCAGAGUCACCCACGAGGCGGCAAAUGGUGCUGCUCGCAUCGAAUUCGUGCCCACCGAAGUGGGUACACACAUCAUUGAGGCAUCGAUUAAUGGCACAAAAAUUGCCGGUGGUCCACUAAUAGCCAAGGUCUACGAUGCCAGUUUAAUACAAGUGACCGAUGUGAAUGGCGGUGUUGUCGGGCAACCGUGUCAAUUCCGUGUCGAUGCAAGCGCUGCUGGCGAAGGUCAGCUAGAGAUAUCGAUUAAUGAAGGCGAAGUACCAAAUCACGUCCAGGUAGUAGGCGGUGGACGUUGUUUGGUCUCCUUCACACCCGAACAGGCCAAGUCACAUUUGAUCGAUAUAAAAUUUAAUGGUGAAACUGUACGCGGCUGUCCAUUCGUAUGCGCAGUCGCAGAUACUUCGCGCGUCAUGUUGAAUCUUUCAAAUCUUGAAUUGAUAACCGUAAAUCGGCCGGCGUCGUUUCAUAUCACCGUAAGUGGUGGUGGUGCUGCUGAGCUGGCCGUUAGCGUACGCGGUCCGCAAGGCGAGCUGCCCGUACGCGUCACUGGCGAUAUACAUGCCGGCUUCACAGCCGAAUUCACGCCCACUACAGUUGGUGGUCAUUCGAUAAAUGUUGAGUAUAAUGGCUUCCCUGUACAAGGUACGCCUUUCUUGGCGAAAUCCUAC